AUGAUGAGUAUGUACGUGGAAACAGCCCGGGACCAUGAGAUUAUCAACCGAACGACUGCUGUUGCGCAGUGUCGAGGAUGGAGCAUGACGGAUGUCUUGCUGGCUUGGCUGACCAGGCGAGUUACGUCCCCUGUGCUCGGAUUCACCAGUAUAGCCCGUAUAGACGAGGCACUUGGUGCGCGAGGAAAGGCCUUGACGGACGAGGAAGAAGCCUUUUCAGAAGAGCUGUAUACCGCGAGGCGGAUAAUGGGCCAUCUUUGA
Molecule: messenger RNA, 261 nt
Organism: Penicillium chermesinum
Lineage: Eukaryota; Fungi; Ascomycota; Eurotiomycetes; Eurotiales; Aspergillaceae
Exons: 2
Coding region: 1-261 (86 amino acids)
Source: RefSeq, a predicted model, not a curated record